Molecule: messenger RNA, 1172 nt
Organism: Vespula pensylvanica (western yellowjacket)
Lineage: Eukaryota; Metazoa; Arthropoda; Insecta; Hymenoptera; Vespidae
Exons: 2
Coding region: 96-1172 (358 amino acids)
Molecular function (GO): protein dimerization activity
Source: RefSeq, a predicted model, not a curated record
GGAUCCCUUCCACUCCUCAGGGAUCCCCUUCCACGUGGGUCCCAGAAGCACGCUCUCUCCCUCCCUUCCAUUAAGUCCCAAGAAAAGCAGCCGGCAUGGUCCAGGCCACGAGAUCGCCAGAAAGACGAUACAUAUACGAUCCCGUGGCUAGGAUGACCGCCUACGCGAACUUCCAGCAAUACGAUCUGAUGGACUCCGAGGGUUAUGGAUCAGCGAGUAGUCCUGAAUCGAACCCGCGAGUCUCUUGGCCUCAUCAGGAGGUCUAUCCUCAGCCACCAAGAUCAAGAGGCAGUAGCUGUGGUAGCGUUAGCUCGUUGGACAGUCACAAUCAUCAAGAAUAUCAAGAGAUCGGUGCUUUGAAUGGUGCUUUUCACGUUACCACUACGGCAACUUUUAAUUUCGCUGAGUUUUACGAAGGUUAUUACAAGGAAGGUUACAGAAACGAUCAUCAGACGCAAACGAUGAUAGGAAAUCCAAAGGAACGUACGAAGAUCGUGUUCAGAACGAACGAUCAUCAACGUCUCGAAGAAAUCUAUCAGACUCCUUUGAACAGUACAACGACAUUUACCAACGAAACGUUCCCGAGCAAACAGGAAUCCGGUUACGCGCCAAAAAUGGAGCACCAUCCCACGAGCGUUGUCUUCGGGAACGACAGGUGCGAGUUCUCGCAGAAGCAGGAUACUUUUUUUGUUGCGAAGGCCUAUGCCAUUGCGAAAAGUAACGGUCUUACGCACUCCGGAAGUAACGACAGUGGACCAGACGUUGGUGCUUACGGUCAAAGGCCAGACGUGCUUUACUUUGGUAGCACCUGUACCAUGCAGAGAAAGGACGGUUGUGCUCCGAGCAAUCAGACGAUCGAAAACGAUCAGGUCAGGUAUCAUCAUCAAAGGAACGAAUCUUUUCGUUCAACGGACUACGUCGAACACAAGGACAAGGAAUCCGUGCAAAAGAUGAAGAAUGGUACUGCACCGGGUGUCGAAGUGCUUAGGAGAAGAAGAUUGGCAGCUAACGCCAGAGAGAGAAGGAGAAUGAACAGUUUAAAUGAUGCCUUUGAUAGGUUACGUGACGUCGUACCUAGUUUGGGUAACGACAGAAAACUCAGCAAGUUCGAAACAUUGCAAAUGGCACAGACUUACAUCGCUGCGCUUUAUGAACUUUUACAAAGAGAAUGA